AUGGGCCUCAUCAUGAAACGCUUCACAGAACAGGCCGGUUUUGAAAAGCACACAAGCGCUGUUGAGGAGCUGGCAGGCUUCAUGCAAGAGGUGGCAAGGGCGGCAUUGCUGCUGCAUGUGAAUGAGGAUGACAUGCUUGACCAGCAGGAUGGCCUCAGUGCCUUGCUAAUUCGCCCCCUGUUGAGAAGCGCGGCAAAGACCCCAGCUAAGCACAUGGCCUCCAACGCCUAUGUGUUGGUGAAUGCUGCGCUCAUGGUCUUCUUCGAACAGGCUCAAUCCCCAUCAGUUGCAGCUGUGGCCUUGGACUGCCUGAAACACAUACUCGGCAGCAUGAGCAUGGGCCAACAGCGAGUGCUCGUGGCAGAGGCAUUCCUGCCCAUGAGGAAGAGUGUUGAGAUCCUGGGCGCUGACAUGAAGCCAGCGGUGGUCCGCUCGCUUAUCACUGAGAGCCUCAACUGCAUGCUGCUCAAGUCAGAUUGGCACCUGCGUAAGGAGGCUGCUGACACCAUUGCUGCGCUGGCGGCCUCCUCACAGGUGUUCAGGAAGACAGCGAAUGCUUGGCAGCUGGAGCGGUCUGACGGCCUCGCCAUUUUGGCAGCAGAAAAGAGCGCAAUUCUUGCUUCGCUGACAGAUGUCAAGUAUGACAAAAUUGUCCAUGUGCGGCAGCGGAUCGACAGCAAUGCAGAUGCGCCCGCUGAACCGGCAGCAGACACAGAGCAGAGAGGGGAGGACCUGCAGCCCAGAAGGACAGGCAGCGCCCCAGGAAAGGCAGCAGUGCAGCAGCACAGAGCACCAAGAAAGGGUGAUGCGCCGAUGGCAAAGCCGCGCAGAUGGGUGGGGGCCAGCAUGGACUUCGGAGUGCAGGUGUAUGCGCCUGAGCGGCCACGGGCUCCAAGCAGCAAGCAGGAGGAAGAAGGCAUGCAUGGCCUUGUAGGCGCUGGCACAGCUGCUGCUGGGCAGACCCCUGCAGAUGCGCCGGGACAUACGCAGCCACAAGCGUCCAGGUCAGGCAGUGCAGCUGGGAAGACUUCAGGAGUUGAGCCAGAUGUUUGCGGUAGCUCAUCUACUGCCAACGUGGACGACUGCAGCGCAGUUGACACAAAGCAGCUGCUGGAGCAGCUGCGCACCUUCCAUGACUUGGUGUCAGCCGCUGCCGGGACGGUUCCACAGGAGUAUCAGACAGCUUACACUGGCGGCCACGCAACUCCACAGAGACCACCCUCCCGGCAGCCGACCACCAUGGCGGACACCCCACUCUACGGCGCUGGCACGGCACCAGAUGAGACGCCACAGCCCGUCGGACACGCCAGCAUGAGCACACCUGCAUUUACUGUGCAGCCGAGCACGCCGCCGACUGCAGCUCACAGCGCAGGGCCAUGGGAGGGAACGCCCGAGGCCAGGGCGGUCCUGCAGGGGCAGCGGGCGCUGAUGGCGCAGUUGCAGCGGCUGCUGGACAACCCCGGCGCCCUGCAGGCGCCCGGAGCCAGCCUGAAGGAGCUUCAGGGCAGCCUGCUGCAGGCCACCGCCACGCUGCAGCACAGCCGCGCCCUGCACAACAUCCAGGGCGUGCUCGGCGACGCGCGCCGCCUCGAGACCCCUCCGGCCUCCCGACGCCAGACCCAAUCAGACGGAGAGCACCUGCAUGGCCUGCCUGAAGAGACGCCAAAUGGAGCUGGCCCGAUUGGUGACACCAGCACGCGUCAGCAGGAUGAGCAGCAGCCGCUGGAGGACUUCCAACAGGUUGUGUCGAGCAGCCACCGCAUGCAGAGCCUGCUCAGCGACAGGCUGAGCUCCAGCAAGAAGUCCAAGGAGGCCCCCAGCGACUGGUCCGACAUGAAGCCUGCGCCGGCCGCACACAGCAAUGGGAUGCACGCAGAUGGCGCGUCCAGCGCAGCCCGAGCUGCCCGAGCUGCGCUGCAGAGAAGCUCAGACGAUGGCGGAUCUGCAGCAGGGAAGGAGAUAUCCAGUCACCAGUUCCAUGCGCGCACCGGCAUGGAGGAGCCAGGUCAACGCCUGCAUGACAGGCGCAGCUCCUGGCACCAGAUGACUGAGCCGCGCGCAGAUCCGCUGUCAGCACACUCCACACAGCGCCGCUCACGUUCAACAGCAGAUGAAGCGGCUUGCGCAGCGGCGCGAUCCGAUGCCGUCCAGGGGGCCAGCGAGGAGACAGAGGCGCUCGCUGGCAUCACCAGGGAGGUCAACAGGCUGCUGCGGUCCCCUGGCAAGCCUCCCAGCAGACGCUGGAGCGUGGAGCAUGCUGCAGGAGGUCACACACUGCCGGAGGAAUCAAAACAAACCACGCCAGUGCAUGCUAGCGCAGCAGGACGCCCAGGAUCGGCCAGCAGCGCGUCCGGGAAGGCCAGGCCGCCGCGCCAGGCUGGCAGCAGAACCGCGCCGCUGUCCGCAGGCGCCAGAGGCAGCCCCGACAUGAACGUGCAUUGCAACCCUCUGUUCGGCGCGGAAGACCCGCCGCAGGCUGCUGCACAGGAGGGCAACUCUGCCUCAUCCAAGGGAGGCCUUGGUGCGCAGUCAGGACAUGACAGCGCCGAUGGCCGCCUAAUGGAGCAAAGCAGCACCAGCAGAGCUGGAGACACUAGGGACAGAGUGCUUCUUCUGCCUGACGCCCAGCCAAAAGAGACUCAGGAGAAUGGUGGGAAGAUUGCGCAACUUGAAGCCCUCCGCUUGCAGGUCAACCGAGAACUUGAUGCCCUGGUAAAGCUGGUGGAUAGCUGA
This is a messenger RNA of Coccomyxa subellipsoidea C-169, 2733 nucleotides long. RefSeq lists its product as hypothetical. The transcript is spliced from 8 exons. The coding region runs from base 1 to 2733 and encodes 910 amino acids. The record is from RefSeq and is a predicted model, not a curated record. NCBI's taxonomy places the organism in Eukaryota, Viridiplantae, Chlorophyta, Trebouxiophyceae, Coccomyxaceae.